Molecule: messenger RNA, 753 nt
Organism: Drosophila subobscura
Lineage: Eukaryota; Metazoa; Arthropoda; Insecta; Diptera; Drosophilidae
Product: ER membrane protein complex subunit 7 homolog
Exons: 2
Coding region: 1-753 (250 amino acids)
Cellular component (GO): EMC complex
Molecular function (GO): carbohydrate binding
Source: RefSeq, a predicted model, not a curated record
AUGCAGCAGCAGCAGCAGUCCUCCUCCUGCGAUGCCAUGGCCAUGAUCAUUGGUUUGUGGCGCAGCUACUCUUUGGCUUUUGUUUUUGCUGAUGUGGUGGUUCCAGUGAAAAAUGAUGUUGCCAUUGCCACGCCUCUGUACACCAUUGAGGGUUACAUCUUGCCACCAAAUCGUAACUUAGGAUUGAACCACUGCUGGCUGUCGGAAAUCACGCUGGCCAUCAAUGGUGGGCAGUACAAGGGAUUCGUGCGCACCGAUGGACGCUUUCUGAUCAGCGGAGUGCCCUACGGCAGUCAUGUGGUGGAGGUCUACCAUCCGGACAUUUACUUCCGUCCUGUGCGAGUGGAGAUCAAUGCGAAGGGCAAGUAUAGGGCUCGAGCGUUGAGCUAUGUGGAGCCAGGCACCAUCUCACAGAUUGCCUAUCCACUGCGACUACCGGCAGCAAAGCGUCGCCAAUUCUUUACGGAACGCGAACAGUGGCGUUUCGUGGACUUUAUCCUGAAUCCAAUGGUCCUGAUUAUGCUGGCGCCCGUCCUGAUGCUCAUGAUUGUGCCCCGCAUCAUUCGUGAUCCCCAAACGAAGCGCGAGCUGGAAAAUUUGCAAUUUCCCAAGGUACCCAACAAUAUGCCAGACCUCAGCGACAUGCUCACAUCUCUGCUCUCGGCCAAGCCACCCACACCCAUACCCGAGAAGACUGCACCCAAACAAAUUUGCAAAAGUUGCAACACGAAACAAAACAAGAAGAAACGUUGA